Molecule: messenger RNA, 1927 nt
Organism: Haliotis rubra (blacklip abalone)
Lineage: Eukaryota; Metazoa; Mollusca; Gastropoda; Lepetellida; Haliotidae
Exons: 10
Coding region: 57-1298 (413 amino acids)
Biological process (GO): glutathione metabolic process
Molecular function (GO): glutathione transferase activity
Source: RefSeq, a predicted model, not a curated record
CAUGUCUUCUUGCAUCACUUGUGUCACCGCUUUGGAGAGAGCUAGUCGGAGCAAACAUGCCUCAAUACAAGCUGAUUUACUUCAACAUCCGUGGACGUGGGGAGCUGUCGCGGCUGCUGUUCGUGCUCGCGGGACAGGAAUAUGAUGACGUCAGAAUCACGAUGGAAGAGUGGCCAGCGCAGAAAGGCAAGUACGUGUUCAGCAGACUUCCAGUGUUGGAGUUAGACGGGAAACAGUACGGGGAGAGCAUAGCGAUCGCCAGCUUCCUGGCCAGACGCUUUGGUCUCCACGGGCAAACGGACGUUGAAAUACUAGAGGUUGACCAAGUCAAAGGAAUAGUAGCCGACAUUCUUGCAGCCUUGGUUCGAGUUUUCAUGGAGAAGGAUGAAGCCAAAAAGGCAGAGAUUGUGAAGGAAAACAAUGAAACGAACAUACCAAAGUUCCUGGGCUUCCUGGAGACUGUGCUGAAAAAUAACAACACUGGAUUCUUCGUCGGCAACAAGAUCGGAUAUGCCGAUGUAGCUGUUUUCGAUGUACUUGAGGCUGCUGGCGCUUUGAAAGGCCUGGUAGAUGGCUUCCCGUUGGUCAAGGCCAACGUAGAGAAGGUCAAGUCUAAUCCAAGAAUAGCCCAGUAUUUAGCCAAACGACCGCAAACACCGAUGCACUCUCACCGUAUACCCACGAUCAUGCCGACAUACAGAUUUCGUUAUUUCAACUACAAGGCAAUGGGCGAAGUGUGCCGACUGAUGUUUGCGCUUGCUGGUCAGGAGUUCGAGGACGUCAGGAUCACCCACGAACAAUGGGCCGCAGAGAAGCCAAAUACCCCUCUGGGUCAGAUGCCCGUCCUUGAGAUUGAUGGAAAACCCUUCAGCCAGAGCGGCGCCAUAUCCAGAUACCUUGCAAGGACAUUUGGUUUCUAUGGUAACGGCGAUUUAGAAGCCCUAGCGGUGGACCAGGUUCUCGGUGUCAUCCAAGACGUCAUCAUCUUCAUGCGCGACCAUUUUAAAGAGAAUGACGAAACAAGAAAGGGUGAGUUGGCGAAAGAGCUAAAGGAUGUCAAAGUACCGCUGUAUUUCGGGAUGUUGGAGAAAUUGCUGAAACAGAAUGGCAGUAAUGGAUUCUUUGUUGGCAAGAAGAUUAGUAUUGCUGACGUCAGUCUGCUUGAUAUCUAUGAUAAAAGCUCAGAGGCCAUAGUGAAGUGGGAAGACUACCCUCUGGCCAAGAAAUGCAUUGACAACGUUGGCUCCAACCCUAGAAUCAAAGCAUGGGUUGAGAAACGUCCAGUCACAGCGUUUUGACGUGAUACACGGACAUUGUCCCUUAUGUCAGCAAUAUUCCUGUCUGUAAAUAAUCGAAUCUGGACCAGAUAAUCCAGUGGUGAACGGCAUGAGCAUCGCGCUGUGCAGAUGGAAUACCAUGACAUAUGACACUUUCUUAAGACAAGCAUGGGCUGCUGAAGACCAAUCCUAACCCGGAUUUUCACGGAUCUUGUUCAUUAUGUACAAGUGAUAAGUGCUUGGUGAAAUAAUGUGAAACAUAUAUAAAGAGUCAAAUCCUAAUAACGAUUUUCUCCCGAUUUAUCAUAGAAGAUUGUAAACAUUUUCUUAAUAUAAACAAUAAAAAGCUUGUCAGUUCAUUUGGACACUCAGUUCGAAAGCUUUUAUAAGUAAACACUAUUUUCACAUUUAGAUACUGACUAGGCAAUAUAUUCUUUACAAAAAAGUCCUGUUUUGUAAUUUCAGCGAAAAAAAUAAGUAACAUCUCUAGAAGAAUAAUAGUUUGGCACCUAAACUGUAAAAGUGGCCCUACUGCUUCAAGACGGGAAACACGUAAAAAAGAGGUGUUUACACCUAAAUAUCAUCUACUUAACUGGCAUAGACGCAUGUUAACAAGGGCAAAAAAUAAAGUUUGAAGUGGUGUUCCCCAA